Molecule: messenger RNA, 1190 nt
Organism: Oncorhynchus gorbuscha (pink salmon)
Lineage: Eukaryota; Metazoa; Chordata; Actinopteri; Salmoniformes; Salmonidae
Product: protein lin-28 homolog A-like
Exons: 4
Coding region: 214-972 (252 amino acids)
Molecular function (GO): zinc ion binding; nucleic acid binding
Source: RefSeq, a predicted model, not a curated record
GAAAGCAUGUAAAUUGACAGAGUCACGUGAACAGAGAAAGAGAAAUCCAUAGAAGAAUAUGCUGAAACUCUAUGGGGGCGCGCACGUUGGCUCAUGCACCCUAAAGUAUGGUCGCUCGAAUCAGAAUAUUCGACUGACGCAGAAGAAUAAACAAUAUCAAGACUAACAGAGUUUAUAUCAACGAAGUUUGGAGCGGAAACUUGGCAGGGAAACAUGGACAAAGGAGGGGUGGGCAAAGGUGGCGAUAGAGGAGAGGAGCCAGGAUCCUUGCAGGGUGGGCAGCAACAGUCCAUGCACGGCGCAGGCCACUGCAAGUGGUUCAAUGUGCGGAUGGGCUUCGGGUUUAUAUCCAUGACUAGUCGUGGGGGAACUCCCGUAGAUCCUCCUAUGGAUGUAUUUGUUCACCAAAGCAAACUACACAUGGAGGGAUUUCGCAGACUGCAGGAGGGAGAGCCACUAGAGUUUACCUUCCAGUGGUCCCCCAGGGGCCUUGAGUCUGUACAAGUCACAGGCCCUGGGGGAGGCCCCUGCUCGGGCAGUGAGAGGAGACAGAAACCCAAACCCCCGGCCCCACCGCAGAGAUGGAAGCCAAAGGGAGACCAAUGUUAUAACUGUGGAGGACUAGACCACCAUGCCAAAGAGUGUGGCCUGCCUCCCCAGCCAAAGAAGUGCCACUACUGCCAGAGCGCGACGCACAUGGUGGCCCACUGUCCUCACCGCCCCCCCGGCCCCUUGUCUCCUGGCCCUGCCACAGCCACUCAGGGAAGACGCACUACUGUGGACCAGUACCCCUCUACCUUCACCACCACCUCCUACAGCCCCAGUCCCAGGCAGGGAAACAGGCACUCCCAGCCCUCUCAGGACAGUUCCUCCCCCCUCAGCAAGUCCUCCAGCAAGUCCUCCAGCUCUCCGGAAGACCCGGCACAGAUCCAGAGGAGAUCUGGAGGACACCACAGGUUGAAACAAUCCUGAUCCACAUCCACCAUGGAUGGAUGCCACCUGUUAGUAUUACCUCUGGUCCAAUAAAACCACCUUCCUUCAGUCUGAUCAGUCUCCUCCUCACACAGACACAUCCUGAGCUACAUCCUGAGCAACCACCAAGCAGAUCCACAUUUCUAACCAAAUGGACAGUAAAGUAUCUAUUUUACUUCCCCAAUCCCUCCCAGACUCUCCCUCUACUAAACUGUGUA